Molecule: messenger RNA, 2466 nt
Organism: Diaporthe citri
Lineage: Eukaryota; Fungi; Ascomycota; Sordariomycetes; Diaporthales; Diaporthaceae
Exons: 1
Coding region: 1-2466 (821 amino acids)
Biological process (GO): protein localization to ciliary inversin compartment
Cellular component (GO): ciliary inversin compartment
Molecular function (GO): protein binding
Source: RefSeq, a predicted model, not a curated record
AUGAAGAUCAUGCGUUUCCGUUUGAGGCUCGCAGAACUGACAGGAGUGCAAUCUGGCUUGCCACCAGAGCAGGCCUGGGGUGGCGAAAUCCGUACAACAGCCUUGCAGCUUCAAAAGGCCCUGCAGGUCUCAGCCGAGUAUGUUUUUACUCAAUCUCCCUUGGACGUUGUCUGGAAAAGCGGCUCUGCGCCGAAAGCAAUUGCAUGGAAGUCUUCGUGUUGGUUCUCAAAAUCGCCCGAACAGACACCACAAGAGAAAGACCUACACACCGUUGGGUUCCAGAUGUACAACAGAGAUGGCAAAUGGAGCAUCAGCAGCCAUCAGCUCCAGGCUGUGUUGGGAUUGUGGUCUUGGUCACUAAAACGGUCAGAGCUCCUUGGUCCCACAGCUGAGGAACAGUUGAUCCGCAGCGAAAUGAUCGUCGUUGAGAAGUCGAAAAGCGAAAAUAUCGAGACAGCAUUGUAUCUCUGGGUUACCCAGACACGGCAAGUACGGGAUUACGGAACCGUGGACGCUAUAUCAAGACCAGACAACCUGUCGAUACCAACAUCUAGCCUCCUCAGCAGAGCCCAAUCGUCAAAACAAAGCUCUGACGCCCCCGGACAAAGGGUUACGUCCAAUACAGACGGACUCACAAUAUUGGGCAUCCCGACAAAUGGGAGUACGUCCUUAUUGCAAUUGAUGGCCCAGGACGUCUACACUGUUUUUAUCAACAGGAUAGUCGACAUCAUCGGAGAGCUGCACGGUGUCGGGGACGGAGACGACUACUUGAAAAUGCAAGGUCAUUCCGUGUCGACCAGUUCCCGGGCUACGCCUUGGCUUGGGCUCUCCGAUCCUCACAUUGACGCACUUGCCGGUGCCCUCAGCUCAGCUGGCGUGGAUACACGAGAGGAGGCACUUAUGAGCAUUGUCCCAGCAUUUCUGCUCAAGAUGAAGCUGCCGCUUCUAGAGGAUGAUGUUGUGGAGAGUCUGCUGGACCGGGCCAAGUACCUCCGGCGGAACUCGAAAUUCCGAGACGGGGCUGCUAUAAUCAUCUGGAUACUUUCCAGAUAUCCGGGCAGGUCUUAUAAGCGGGCUCUCCGAUGCUUAGGUGACUUGUAUCGAAGAGCGAGUGGGUCAACGAACGGAAUUGACCAGCAAUUUGGCCUGACUGGGAUGCGGGACAUGAUGAAGCGCCAUUCUGCACUCGCCUCGGACCAUCAAAUCGAAGAUAUCUUCACGUGCUAUGAGCAUUUGUACUCGACUUUCACCUUUGGACCCGUUCUACAGAAAGAAUUUAACUACCAAGACUUCCAAAAUACUCUUGAACAGUGCAUACGACGCAAAAGAAUCAAAGAGCUGGCAGGUCGAGUAAAGCUUGAACUUGCAUUAAACACGACUUUUCGCUAUUCUCUCACCGGAUCCAAACAAUGUGAUCUCCUUCGACUUUUGGUAUGGGCCAUCGAAAAUGAUUUUCCAGAAUUGGUUGAAGAUCUUUGGCUGAUUGCUGGGUCACCAAAAGAUGAGUCUGGGAAGUCGCCAGUGCGCAUCGCCUUAGACCACAAAUGUGAGCUGGAAACAUUUCACUCUCUCCUGGACUGGCCAAAGAUGAACGUCGAUGAUGUGGUCGGUGAGACUACUUUUGGUUAUUCUUCAGAAACGCCCUUGAUAUAUGCGAUUCAAACCAAUCUUCCAGACGUGGUGCGUUCGAUUCUCAGAAGAGGCGCAAAUUUGCAUCUACGCGACAGAUCCGGAAUGACACCACUACUUCAUGCCGCUUCUCAAAUCAAUGAGAUCGCCAUCCGGGUUCGUUUUGACAGAGGUGAUGAGGAUCGAGUAGCGCUACAUUAUGAUGCCAUGGGAAACAGCAAGGCAGUCGUACAGCUUCUGGUUGAAAAAGGUGCUGAGAUCCAUGGGAAAGACAGGUGGGGCAAAACAGCGCUGCAUUACGCUGCUGAAGCAGGAGAUGAGGCUGUUAUACGGCUUUUGCUUGAAAACGGAGCUGGAGUUCGUGAGAAAGACAAUGAGGGCUGCACACCGCUGCGUCUUGCUUUCGCUUCUACUCCUAGAUUGAACGUCGCCAAGGUUACUCAGCUUCUGCUAAAAAGCGGGGCUGGGGUUCGUGAGAAAGACAAUGAGGGCUGCACACCGCUGCAUCUUGCUGCUGCUGGCUGGACCAGUGAGGAAGUUAUUCGGCUUCUAAUCAAAAAUGGUGCCGAUGUGUCUGAGGAAGACAGAGACGGCCGAACAGCGUUGCAUGUUGCUGCUCAACAUGGUCACCGAAGUACCUUGCAGCUACUGCUUGAAAAGAGUGCUGAAAUCGGAUCGGUGCGUGAUCAUGGCUGGUCGUCACUGUGGUCUGUUAUUCGGGACGAUGAAGAAAUGGCGCAAUUGCUAGAGGGAAAGGGCAUCGAGAAACCUUUGGAUGAGGGGAGGAAGGAGCGAGAACAGGGACAAGAAGAGGAGGGAAAAUACACUCUGGGGUGA